CGCCGUUAAAUAAGAAGACGGCGUUUUUUCAUCUUCCGCCUACAAGAGGAUUUACAAAUCGGUCUACCGCCACAAGACGGCCAUUCUCCGGCGACGGCGAGAGGAAGGUGACCGUAUCGGCUCCGAUUGAGAUUGUUUUCCGUAAGCGACGAUGGAAUCUUCCGUCCCUCCGGUUCCUCGCCGACGCUCGCAUCUGCGGAACCGGUCUUAUCGCUCUAUGAUUCAUCACCUCUGCUCGAGUUUCGAUCGGGAACCUCGGGUUUCCCUUGCUACACCGGCUGUUCUUAAGGAGUUGGUCUUAAGAACAGAUAUUGCUCAGGUGUCUCCGGGAGAAAAACGUACUGAUGAAAAGCUGCCGGAGAAUUCAUCGAUCCCGGAACCAAUAUCCGAUGGAGGCUCCGGCGAGUCAAGAGCUGAGAAGGAGGAAACGAUUUCACAGGAAAACAGUUUGAUGCUCGGAGAUGUUUUUGACGGAAUUGACUUGGAAGAUGCAUCUAUCAGUAGUCAACAACACAAAGACUUUUUCGAUGAAUUUGAGCUUAUGAUAAAUGAAAGUGAAGACUUUGUUCCGGAGACUUGUGUGAAUCUCUUUGAGUCAUUGGAUGUGAAUGACUAUGAUGAUGAUGGGAUGGCGAAACAAGCGAUUGAUCUCGUUCAAAGUGUCGCAGAGAAGCCUGAUGUUGCAACUGAGCUUCGAGUAGAUUCAGUAGAAGGUGAUGACGAGAAGAUUUCUGAAUUUAUUGGGAUUAAGGCAGAGGAAGCUCCCAAAUUAGCUGAACGUAAUGGAGUUAUAAGUCCUGGAGUUUUGGAGACUAAUAAUGAAACACUUGGUAGGGAGAUGGAACCGGAGAAACCUGUUAAUAGUAGUAGUCAGGUCGUGGCAGCUUCUGUUUCUCAGAUGGUUGAAGAUGACGAUGUCGAAGAAGGAGAGAUAUCUGGGGAUGAUGAUAAUGAUGAUGAUAAUAAUAUGCUUAUAGAUGAUGAUUUGCAAGUCGAAAGGCACGAGGAGUCUCAUGACACACAAGAUGUAUUGGAUCAAAGAGGAGCAGGGACUAGUAAGAGUUCUUGUUCUAGUCUCUUUUCUGGUGUUGAGGUACUGAAAGUAGAAAAUGGAGUAAAGGAGAAGGAUCAAACUUCCAAAAACCAAGAAAAGAUGGCUUCUGGAACUAGCAUAAAGAAAAGGUCUGCUCCUUCUAAGGAAGCAAAAGCUAAAAAGAAGGCAAAAUUUCGCAAGAAAAGAGCUCAAGAGCGUAUAUCCCUUGGCGUGAAAAGGCUGAAACUUAAAACAGUAGCUCCGACACCAAAACCUGUAAAAUAUUGUCGACACUAUCUCAAGGGACGGUGCCAUGAGGGAGAAAAAUGCAAAUUCUCACACGAUACAACUCCGGAAACCAAAUCUUCGCCUUGCUGCUACUUUGCAACUCAGUCAUGUAUGAAAGGAGAUGAUUGUCCGUACGACCACGAUCUCUCCAAAUACCCUUGCAAUAAUUUCGUUAGCAAAGGUUUCUGCCACAGGGGUGAUAACUGUUUGUUUUCUCACAAGAGUACUCCACAAGCUGCUUCAGAUGCACCGAGUGGAAAUGUAACAACCUCAUCAACUAGCAUGGCUGCAGCGUCUUUCUCGACCCAGAAAUCAAAUAAACAAACCGUGAGAGACGCCAUAGCCAGAUUACCGGCGAUUCAAGCAAGAGUUUCAAGCUCUGCUGCGUUUUUGAAGCCCUCGAGUCAAUCUAACCAAAGAAGCUCAUCUGAUGCAUCAUCUCCGAAGAUCAAUGAACAUGUAACACCUCCACAGUUUCCUCCUUUGAGAAAACCAUCCGUUGCUCCAAAGGGUAUGAGUUUUCUCUCUUUGGACAAAGCCUCACGAGGGGAAUCGAAGCAAAACACACACGACACUGAUGAUCAGAGCUUGAAGCAGUCACAACAGAAAAGCUCUCUCCCUCUGGUGCCUCCAAAAGGAAUGAGUUUCUUAUCGUUUGGAUCAGAGGAACACAAAGCUCUGAAUCAAGAGCCUCAAGAACGUGCAAGUAGUAGAGUUCUCAAGACAACGGCUAACUCGCAUGUUCAGAGUUCUCUAAACUCAGCCAUGAAACUCGUUGCAGAAUUUGAAUCUGCUAAAGCUGAAAGACGCACCAAUGAUCCCGCAGAAGCUGUAAAUAAAGGCGAUGUUACAGUUAACACGAGUGUAACCAGAAACGCAGGGAACAUAUCGUCCAAGAUUCUGGAGUUCUUGUCGAGCUUCGGCCAUGGCCCAAACUGAUCUUCGUUUGUUUUUUUUUUUGAGAUAAAGGAUAAUUCUGCCGGACGGAUAAUCAAAUUCUAAAGGUUUAAAUUCUUCUGAGAUUAGAUAAAUCCAAUGGGGAGGUGAUAAAUGUGAAUGUAAAUAACUAUUGCAUUGAUGUAUGAAUAAUGAAAUGAUUCGAGCAAGGUCUGAUUCAAUUGCCACG
Messenger RNA from Thlaspi arvense, 2447 nucleotides. Lineage: Eukaryota; Viridiplantae; Streptophyta; Magnoliopsida; Brassicales; Brassicaceae. The record is from the annotation of a GenBank genome assembly.